Molecule: messenger RNA, 1560 nt
Organism: Eleginops maclovinus (Patagonian blennie)
Lineage: Eukaryota; Metazoa; Chordata; Actinopteri; Perciformes; Eleginopidae
Gene: hirip3
Product: HIRA interacting protein 3
Exons: 8
Coding region: 82-1389 (435 amino acids)
Cellular component (GO): nucleus
Source: RefSeq, a predicted model, not a curated record
CGCGCAGAUCUGACGUCACUUCCUGUCAAGUCCUGGUAGGGGACUGCGGCCCCCGCCAAAAAGGAUCCAACAUAAUCGGACAUGAUGGUGUCAGAGAAAGAGCAAAGAGGUAUCCGCAGGUUUUUGCGUGAUCAACUGCGUGAUGAGCCAGACCUCAGCACACUGACCUUGAGAAUAUUGAAAAAGCGAUACCUGGCACAUGUGCAAUGUGACUCAUUAAGUCCAGAGGUCAAACAUUUUAUAAAGCGGGUGGUUGAAGAGGAACUGGUAAAAAUGCAGGAAAAUGAAAGUGAGCUUGAGACCAAGAAGUCCCAAAACAAAAGGAAGAGAGAAGAUGAAGAUGAAUCCACGACAAAAAAGCCCCGUCGUCAGUUGAGCCCAUCGUCAGAAUCAGAGGACAAAACGGACAGCAAAACAGGAAGUGAUGAGAGUGAGGGGCAAGAGAAAAUUAAAUCUGAAUCUGAGGAUGAAGAGCAAGAGGUUCAGAAACCACAGCGCACAACAAAAGGGAAAAUGAAACAGGAGAAAAGCAGUGAGGAAUCAUCUGAUGAGGAAAUGGAUGAGUCAGAAAAAAAAGGCAAAGAGAGUAGCUGUGAUGACAGUCCAAAAGAAAAGGCGAUAAAGAAAACGGAUGCAACAAAGAAUGGAGAGUCGACAAGCAGCGAUGAAAGCGAAGGAAGCAAAACACCUCAGAGUGAUGAAGAGAAGGAAUCUGACACGGGGGGCGAGUCAGAAAAGAGCAAAAAAAUGAAAAGCAAAGAUCCCUCAGAUGACAUUGAAGAAGAAGAAAAGGUCUUGGUGGAAAAGAAAAAUAAGGAUUCAGACUCUGAUUCAUCAUCACUCACCUCAUUGGACGAGAAACAGAAUAAUGGAAAAGAAAAUACACCAGCUGAUAAAAAGAAGAAAACCACAAAGAAAGAGGAGAAAAAAGAGAAGAGCGCUAGCAGUCAAAAGGAGGACAAUACAUCCGUUGUGAGGCUCAAGCGCUACAUCACUCUCUGUGGCGUCAGGCUGAAUUACAAGAAAGUGCUCGAGGGCUGUCACUCGGUCCGCUCCCAGGUCGCUGUUCUGAAGAAGCAGCUUGAAGAUCUUGGUGUUGAUGGUCAGCCAUCUAUCAAGAAAUGCAGGAAAAUCAAAAUGAAAAGAGAGGAAACUCGGGAACUAGCUGAUCUCGAUGUCAGCAACAUCCUUGCCACAGAAGGUCGACCUAAACGCAGAGGAACCUAUGCAUGGAAGGAACAACAGAACUCUCCGUCCUCCACAUAUCGGCACACUCUGAACUCCAGUUCUGAUAGUGAUGAAGAAAACAAACCAAACAGAGUGCCCAGGAGAGCCACAGACUGGGCCAACCUGCAGGGGAUCAUCAGUGAUGAAUCAGACAGCAACUGAUGGGGGGGAUUUAAUUGUGUUAAAUAUGGAUAUUUAUUUUUGUCAUGUUUUUUGUAAAAGUUUGCUUUACAUUUUUUUUUUAUAUACUAUUACACAUGUAUUUGUUAAACCUUUUGCAAAAAUAAGAAUUAAUAAAAAUGAAAAUAUUACGUAAAGUGUUUUAUAAUACCA